This is a messenger RNA of Durio zibethinus, 2534 nucleotides long. RefSeq names its product glucomannan 4-beta-mannosyltransferase 2. Gene Ontology annotation, molecular function: mannan synthase activity. Gene Ontology annotation, cellular component: Golgi apparatus. Lineage: Eukaryota; Viridiplantae; Streptophyta; Magnoliopsida; Malvales; Malvaceae. The record is from RefSeq and is a predicted model, not a curated record.
CUCUCUAUCUAUUGCCCUGCUCUCUCCCACAGAGACUCUCUGCCUCUCUCUCUUGCGUUGCCUCAUUCUGUUUCUGUUUCAUUUUGAUUGAAAAAAAAUGGAAGCUGCACUGGCUGGCACUGCUUGUGAGAGAGUUAAAGAGGAGGGCUUCUUCUGAAGUUAUAUAAAGAACCAUUUUCGACCACAUUGUUAAGAAAAAACCACUAUUCUUACUGUUCUCGUUUUCUUUUAUUUCCUAUCCGCUGUUUUCCUGUGCUCUGUUGAGUGGAAGAGAGGCAGAGAUGGCUCAAAUAUCACCAAAGCUGCUGGUUCCAGAUUCAUUUCAAGUGUCAAGAGAUGAUAUUACGGGUCAACUUGGUUUGAUUUGGGAGCUAAUCAAAGCACCAUUAAUAGUUCCUCUACUGAAACUUGGUGUCUACAUUUGCUUAAUCAUGUCGCUUAUGCUCUUCAUGGAGCGGCUUUACAUGGGAGUAGUCAUCAUUCUUGUUAAACUCUUCUGGAAAAAACCGGAGAAGCGUUACAACUUUGAGCCUAUUCAAGAUGAUGUGGAACUUGGUAGCUCAAAUUUCCCUGUAGUUCUAGUGCAAAUCCCAAUGUUCAAUGAAAAAGAGGUUUACAAGAUCUCAAUUGGAGCAGCUUGUGGACUCUCAUGGCCGUCUGAUCGUCUCGUGAUCCAAGUACUUGAUGAUUCAACUGACCCUGCAAUCAAGCUAUUGGUAGAGCAAGAGUGCCAGAGGUGGGCAAGCAAAGGCAUAAACAUAACGUACCAAAUCAGGGAAAACAGAAUAGGUUACAAAGCUGGAGCUUUGAAAGAAGGGUUGAAGCGAAGCUAUGUUAAACAUUGUGAAUAUGUGGCCAUUUUCGAUGCUGAUUUCAGGCCUGAGCCUGACUUCCUGAGACGAAGCAUCCCUUUCUUGGUCCACAACCCUGACAUUGCUCUUGUUCAAGCUCGAUGGAGAUUUGUGAAUGCGGAUGAAUGCUUGUUAACAAGAAUGCAAGAGAUGUCAUUGGAUUACCAUUUCACAGUGGAGCAAGAAGUUGGAUCAGCAACGCAUGCUUUCUUUGGUUUUAAUGGAACUGCUGGUAUUUGGAGAAUUGCUGCCAUUAAUGAGGCAGGUGGGUGGAAGGAUAGAACCACCGUGGAGGACAUGGACCUUGCUGUCCGAUCUAGUCUCAGGGGAUGGAAAUUUGUUUACCUCGGUGACCUUCAGGUCAAAAGUGAACUUCCUAGUACUUUUAAGGCUUUCCGCUUCCAGCAGCAUAGAUGGUCUUGUGGUCCUGCUAAUCUGUUCAGGAAAAUGGUGUGGGAGAUCAUUCAAAAUAAGAAAGUGAAAUUCUGGAAGAAAGUAUAUGUUAUCUACAGCUUCUUCUUUGUCAGAAAGAUCAUUGCUCAUAUGGUCACCUUUUUCUUUUACUGUGUUGUUCUUCCGCUUACAAUUUUGGUUCCUGAGGUUAAAGUUCCUAUCUGGGGAGCCGUUUAUAUUCCUUCAAUUAUCACCAUUCUAAACUCAGUAGGAACUCCAAGAUCCAUUCACCUGUUAUUUUACUGGAUUCUUUUCGAGAAUGUGAUGUCAUUGCACCGGACUAAGGCAACUUUUAUAGGUCUCCUGGAGGCAGGAAGAGCCAAUGAGUGGGUUGUUACUGAGAAACUAGGAGAUGCUGUCAAAAAAGCUGCAGAUGCUGCUAAGAACAAGUCAAAUGUCAAAGCAGCCAGAAAAUUUAGAUUCAAAUUUACUGAUAGACUAAACACAUUGGAGUUGGGAUUCGCGGCAUUCCUUUUCCUUUGUGGAUGCUAUGAUUUUGUCCAUGGGAAGAACAACUACUUCAUAUACCUCUUCCUCCAAACAAUUACCUUCUUCAUCACAGGAAUUGGCUAUGUUGGCACCAUCAUUUAGUAGUACAGCUACAUUGACACAAUCGUCUGAGCGUUUGUGUUGGUGUUUCAGUGUUUUUCUCCCACACAAGCAGUAAUUAUAAGUGAAGGUCUAUCUACGACCAUUUGACUGCAACCAUUACUUAUUUUUAGCUCAUUUAAACAGAAACAGGUCAUUCAACAUAUUCAGCACAAAAAAUCUGCCGCCAUCUCUCCCUCAAAAUCACUCCAGCUAAUGGAGAAUUCAUCAGAAAGAACCUGUAAAAAAGACAACAGGGAGAUGAUGUUAUUUCUUUUGACAGUUUGCUUGUAAUUGUGGGGUUUAUUUAUUCUCUUAUUUCUCCUUUUGGUUUUUAUUUUUAUUUUUUAUUUUUGGGUUUCCUAUUUUUUCUUUUACUCAAGCUUUUUGAAGGGAAUAAAGUGAUGGAUAGAAGGGUGAACUUGUAAUAACAGUUAAAUUUAUCAAAUCCCAGUAUUUAUAUGUUUCUGUUAUAUCCUUGGUUUUGUAUCAGAACCCUUCAAAGAGGAUUUGCUAGCCUGUCAAUAAUUUCUUUCUGGCCCCCUUUUCUGUUUUACUGGAUACCUUUCCAAUACUUUUAACUGUUGCAAUAAUUGUUGCAUUGUUAAGAUAUUAAAAACUACUAUUAUAAACUUUCUCAUC